AUGAAAACCAAAAGUCGAGGUAAGACGAACCAUUGGGACCGUGACGGUGCUCCGGCGGUGGCACGCGAGCACCAGUACCGCAGCAGCCGCAAAGGCACUGCAAAAGGGAGUGUGGCGGCGCCCGUGCACAAGCGGAGCUUGUAUGCUCGAGGCCUGCUGCUCGUUGUACUCUAUCUGUUUCAGGGCGUACCCAUGGGCCUCACCUUUGGCUCGCUGCCGUUUCUGCUCCAGACGCGCUCUUCCUACGCCAAGCUCGGUGUAUUUUCCUCUGCGUCGUAUCCGUACUCACUGAAGCUUCUCUGGUCACCGAUCGUCGACUCGGUAUACGCGUCGCGUCUCGGUCGUCGCAAAUCCUGGAUUGUACCUGCGCAACUCCUUAUAGGGGUCAUCAUGGCCUCCAUGGCCGCAGCAGUGGAACGCUGGGUUCAACAUGCCCGAGUGAUGCAGUUGACGCUUUUCUGCUGGGGGCUCGUUUUCCUUGCGGCAACACAGGAUAUUGCGGUAGACGGUUGGGCAUUAACGCUCUUAGGUGAAGCAGGAUCCGGGUACGCAUCGAUUUGUCAAUCGCUAGGGCUUAGUCUAGGGUACUUUUCGAGCUAUACAGUUUUCCUCGCGCUGAACAGCGAUGAAUUUUGCGUCCGAUGGCUGCAGCAAACAUCCGCCGUGAUUCGCUUGUAUACCUUUCUGCGAAUCAUGGGUGCAUCAUUCAUUGCGUUCACGCUAAUGUUGGCAGUUUUUGUCAAAGAAGAAAUGGCGGAGGAUUUGACGCUUGUUCCGCAACCCGACACCGGAGGCCUGUGGUCCGCUCUGCGAGAUGCGUAUGCCGCGCUUUGGAGCAUACUGCGCAAGCGCUCCAUUCAGCGCUUGGUUGUAUUCCUCUUGUUCAGUAAGUUUCCCUUUGCUGCUCAUGAUCACAUAUCGUCACUGCAGCUGGUGCGUCGCGGGUUCCCGCGUCAACAGCUGGCAUUCAUGGCGGUGCUCCAGUGGCCGUUCGACGUCAUCGGAGCAAUCGCUGUUGGUCGGUAUGCCCGGAACAGCCGUAACCUCAAGGACAGUCUCUGGCGAUGGGGCUUUUUUCUGCGGCUGAUGCUCGCAAUGUUCACUCCGCUGCUCAUCCACUAUUUCUUCCCGCGUGGUGAAAGCGCACGAUCCCGUUGGAUGUUUGUCGCGAUUUUCAUCGUCAGUGUUCUUUACCAGUUAGCCAGCGAUGGUCUAAUGUUUGUGUCCACGUCUUCGUACUGUGCUCGGAUUAGCGAUAAGCGCUUUGGAGGCACGUACCUCACGCUUUUGAAUACUGCAUCGAAUUUGGGGGGAACGUGGGCGACCCCGUUGGUUUUCGGUGCAGCGCACCGCUUCGGAUACCUUCGUGUCGCUUUGGCUCUCCCUUUGUGUGGCCUGCUCGUAUACUUGCUGCUCCUGGGACCAACUCUGGACUAUUUGGAGAAGGUUCCGGCAUCAGCGUGGCAGCUUGAUCGGGGUCCAGCCCAAGCCGUCGCUUCUGUGCCUCACCGCAAAACACUCCGAUGUCGCGAGUGA
Cyanidioschyzon merolae strain 10D is the source of this 1536-nucleotide messenger RNA. RefSeq lists its product as hypothetical. The record is from RefSeq and is a predicted model, not a curated record. Bases 1 to 1536 code for a protein of 511 amino acids. Gene Ontology annotation, cellular component: membrane. NCBI's taxonomy places the organism in Eukaryota, Rhodophyta, Bangiophyceae, Cyanidiales, Cyanidiaceae. Gene Ontology annotation, molecular function: acetyl-CoA transmembrane transporter activity. The transcript has a single exon.